GGAAAGGAAGUUAGCCAGGCAGAGAUGUUCAUUGAGACUCGACAAAGUCGAAAAGGAAAACAGCCAGAUGAGGAAACUUCAAGUGUAAUUUCUAAGCUUCAAGAAUCAGUUCAGAAUUCAACUGAAUCUGAGACAUUUAACUCCUUGUUUGGGAAAGAAAAAUCUGGACGAGUUCGUUGCUAUGGAAGAACAAUAACACCUACCAUGCUUAAAAGAAAAGAAGAAAUUCUGGUUAUUAAAAGGCAGCAUAAUGAUGAAGUGGCUGGCAUGAAGAGGGAGAUGGAUGGUAUGAAGGCGCUAUUUAAGACAAUGAUGAAGCAACAAAACCCACAUAUGAGCGACGACGAGAUCUCUAAUUUGAUGGCAAGUGCUAUGGGCUGUUCCAUUAGUUCUACUGCUGCUCCUGCUGAUCCACAUUCGUCUGCAUCAACUCAUAUUCCGCAUUGCGAACAGAUUUUAAGCAUCUUGUUAGUGUUAUUGGUUGGUACAAAUUUUGUGAAUGCUAGUAACAUUGAUGUAAUUCAUUUUCUGGUGCCAAUUAAACUGAAUGCUAGUAACAUUGUUAUAAUGUUAUUGGGUGGAGAGGAAGCAGAUUGA
Vicia villosa (hairy vetch) is the source of this 597-nucleotide messenger RNA. RefSeq lists its product as uncharacterized. The coding region runs from base 25 to 597 and encodes 190 amino acids. Lineage: Eukaryota; Viridiplantae; Streptophyta; Magnoliopsida; Fabales; Fabaceae. The transcript is spliced from 4 exons. The record is from RefSeq and is a predicted model, not a curated record.